AUAAGUCUUAGGUUCAUCACACUCAAGGGAUUCAAACACAUGAAAAGCAAACUCAGACAUAUUAUAGUCAUCAACAUAUCUCGCACGUUUGCUAAUGGUUCUUGUAUUUCUAUCCCUAGCAAGUUGAUAGUCAUGCAAAUCAUUUUCAACAUGUGAUUCUACACUAUCAUGCUCCACCUCAUUAGGAAUAGUCUCAUCUUCAUUAGUGUGUGAAUCAUGGUUCAUAUCAACAUGUUCAUUAGUUUCUACAUGCACAUCAGUAGGAAUGAUAACAGGAAAUUGCUCCACCUCAUUUGGAGCCACAUUUUCAACAUUGGGAAUCGGCAAGGACAAACAAGGAAAAUUAUUUUCAUUGAAAACAACAUUCCCGUUCAGCUUUGCACACAUAUAAAUUAUUUUUCUUUUCAGCUUUGAAAACAAAAACUGAAACCUUCAUGAUUUUCAUAACACCUUUUCCCCAUUUUCCCUCAAAACCCUCAUUUUAAAGAAAUGCACAAGAAAGCAAAUUAUAAGACAAAUCAGGCACAUGUCUAACAUUCUUUAAGUUCACAAUAGAUCCAAAACUAAAUUUAAGACACAUGUCUCCAAUUCCAAAAACUUUGCAUUUCUUUUCAUUAGCCAUGAACACAAUAGCAUUAUCAAUCUCUUGAUAGUUUGAAAAAAGGUUUUUAAAUGGUGACAUAUGAAAGGUGCAACAAGAAUCAACUAGCCAAUCAGAUUCACAAAGAUAAUCAGAUAGCAUAGAGUUUGAAUAAGCGUAAUCUUUGAUCAUUAACACAUCACCAAAGUUGUUUGAUUCACUAGCCAUAUUAGCAUGAUCUUUUUGCUGAAUUUUCUUAGGCUUAGAACAACUAUUACUGAGGUGACCAUAUUCAUUGCAAUUGUAGCAUUUUCUUGUUUUAGAUUUGGAUCUAGACUUACCCAUUCUCAGGUUGAAUCUUCUCACAUUUGAGUUAUCAUUGUUAGCAUGUUUAUGGCUUUGAAACUUAUUCAAAGAAUUUUUAUCACUCUUAGAAUUUUUCAACUCUAAUUCUUUACUCUUGAGACCAUUCACAACAACAUCAAGAGAAAUAUUAUCCCUACCAUAUUUAAUUGCAGAUUUGACAUCACUGUAGGAAUCAGGAAUAGCAUUCAAAAGAGCAAUAGGGGUGUAGUCGUCAAUAUGUUUUAUCACCGGUUAAUUUAAUAUCAGAAAUCAGUUUGGUGAAAAUAUCUAGAUUUUCUUCUAUGUCUUUAGACAUAUCCAAUCCAAACUUGAAAAAUUUUUCAAGUAAGAAAAUCUUGUUUGGCAAAGAAGUUUUUGUAUAAAGUUCAUCAAAUUUAUUCCAAAUAUCUUUAGCACAUUCCAAAAUACCAACUUUUCUGAUCACACAGUCAGUAAAGUUUAAAUAAACUAUGGAACAAGCAAUUUCAUUCAUUUCAACUCUUUUCUCUUUAGCGUCUGUUUCUAGAUAUAAAUCGCUAACAGCCCUAUAAACUUUUUGAUGAACAAGAACACACUUCAAUUUUUGUUUCCAAAUACUAAAAUCAGUUUUUCCAUUAAAAGGAGUCAAAGCAUACUGAUUCAUAGUAGACAUAUCCACACAGGAAAAAAAUAAUCAAAAAAUCACCACAAAGGAGAAAAAAACCCACAAAAGAGAAUAAAAACUGAAAAAAAUCAGCAACACAGAGGCACAUAGAAUUUGUCCUAAAUUUUCCAAAUUUGGCUCACGUGUGUCAAGCAAUCGCACGAACAACCCAAGAUUAUUAUGUUAGCAAAAAAUUGCUUACUCAAUCCCGUUGUUCUUUCACACGAGCACAAACUAUAGUGGAAUUAGGUAAUCAGAAAUAAUGCAGCAGAAUUAAACAACCCUAAAAAAAUUGCUACGAAAGCAAGGGAUAAAGAGUUGUGUACCUGGGCGAAUCUAAUGCCUAGAUUCGACUUACCAACUCCACAGAGGAAGAAUGGAGAUGAGCUUGAGCAGUCUCUGGAGUAGCUCUGCCUCUGCCCGAUGCUGAGGUUCUGCGCUCACCGGAGCACGUCAGAGUCUGCUUCGUGAAGCUCUCUCGCCGUUCGUCGGUCGCCUUCCGUUUUCCGUCGAAGGACGCUAGCGAUGGUCGCAAUCGAUCCCAGGUCUGAAUAAUGAGCAGUGGAGUCGACAGUCCACAGGUUCCUCUCUCAAUUCGACCCACUGGACUCUCUCUCUUCUUGUUUUGUUCCUUUUUUUUGAGUGAUCUUCAACCUCUCAUGUUCUUGGAGAUUGAACGUCCGAAGUUGUUCAACCAUUGCCCGACCGAUUUCGUCGCGGGAAGAAGCGGAAACAGAGGCGGACCCUCCCGAACCAGAGGCAAUGGAUUUUGCCUUCUUUCAUCCGAUCGGCCGUGGAAUGGGGUCCUCGUCAUCAGAAUCCGCAACGUUGAAGGGAGGGAUUUGAUCGGUAGAACCGAUAGUCUCGUCGACCUCAACCUCGACGUCGACGGUGGAUCUUUUCCGGAACGAUCCACCGUCGGGAUUGUUGAGUUGUUGCCACUUCGGGGAACGACUCAAAAUACUCCAAAGAUCGAUGGGCACCUUGCCUUGGUGCCCGUCGUCUUGAUAUCGGGUCGUGGCAAGCUGGAGAACAUCGCCAUCGUUCGUGCCGCUCCUCCGGGACCGGGAGCAUUCCUCGUAAACUCCGAUAAACUUUCGGACUUUUUUGUUGAUGUGGCUCUAUUUGGAAGUGAGUUGGUCCCGGGUUCGCUUCAACCUCUCUUGUUCUUGGAGAUUGAACAUCCGAAGUUGUUCAACCAUUGCCCGGCCGAUUUCGUCACGGGAAGAAGCGGAAACAGAGGCGGACCCUCCCGAACCAGAGGCAAUGGAUUUUGCCUUCUUUCAUCCGAUCGGCCGUGGAAUGGGGUCCUCGUCAUCGGAAUCCGCAACGUUGAAGGGAGGGAUUUGAUGGGUAGAACCGAUAGUCUCGUCGACCUCAACCUCGGCAUCGACGGUGGAUCUUUUCCGGAACGAUCCUCCGUCGGGAUUGUUGAGUUGUUGCCACUUUGGGGAACACUCAAAAUCCUCCAAAGAUCGAUGGGCACCUUGCCUUGGUGCUCGUCGUCUUGAUACCGGGUCGUGGCAAGCCGGAGAACAUCGGCGUCGUUUGUGCCGCUCCUCCGGGACCAGGAGCAUUCCUCGUAAACUCAGAUAAACUUUCAGACUUUUU
Messenger RNA from Cuscuta campestris, 3179 nucleotides. The record is from the annotation of a GenBank genome assembly. Lineage: Eukaryota; Viridiplantae; Streptophyta; Magnoliopsida; Solanales; Convolvulaceae.